AUAUGACGGCCGAUCGAUGGCCGCGGGUUGGCGGUAAUGUUAAGGGGGGGACCGAGCUGAGCUCUGCCAUUGUCAACGUCGACGUUCCUGUUCGGACGCAUGAAUUUCACUGAUUCUGCAGAGGGGAAGGGGAAGGGGAAGGGGCCUUUACGCUACGUUUGCGGGGGUUCUGUGACUGAUCACACCAUGGAUAAUAAGCUAAGCUACGGUGAUAAAUGGAGGCAGAUGGCCUACGACGAGAAGAAAGCAGCAGUGGACGAAGAGAUGAAGAGAAUGAACCGACUCCCAGCAAACAGCUCGUACGCGGCUCAUCGCCUCCGGGUCCUUAACAAAGUCUUGCAACUCAUGUCCAUCCAGAGAACAGUAUCACAGGAGGAGGAGCUAGAACUGCUUUUCGCCAGUCUGUCUCUCUAACUCUUCUCGAUGAAGCGCAGAGCAUCAGAGGUCAGAGUCCUAGGGACACAAGUCAACUAAAUCUGUAAAAUCUUUUCAUGUUAAAAGUGUGUUACUGCCUGUUUAACGAGAUGAGUCUGUGUAUAUUCUUUCGUUGCGGGAUCUAGGGGCAUUCCAUUUCCUUAGCUUUGUGCAAAGCUCUAGAAAUGAACCGUUGUACAAGUGAAAUACAGAGAGGAGUUAUGUCACGGUGUGUUGUCGUUGAGGUGGUUAUGAGUAUCUAGGAUCUUUUGAAUUUACUUGUCGUUGCAAAUGAAUUUACCGUUGUUAUAUCAGUUCACUCCUCGGGAGCAUUUCCGUCAA
Molecule: messenger RNA, 756 nt
Organism: Punica granatum (pomegranate)
Lineage: Eukaryota; Viridiplantae; Streptophyta; Magnoliopsida; Myrtales; Lythraceae
Source: RefSeq, a predicted model, not a curated record